CCCCAGAUCGCGUCCGGUGCAUGUGCGUUUCGUGAAUGUUACUUUGUUUUGGGAAAAGACUAUCGAAGAGGGUCAUAGAUUCCGAGUAUAAACUAAUUUUUAUUGGUGUUCCUUUUAAAUUGAAAUCAGCGUUGAACUAAUGAGUUGAGUUGGCGCACAAAUUUGUAGUGAGAAAGAUGACAGUCAAAAAUACGAAGAUUCUCGUAGAACUCGUAUAAAUUUUUAACGUUGUCCAUAAUUCAACGCAAUUCUACAAAGAUUUACACCAUUGAAGUUUACCAAAAGAGGCGCCGAGCAAAAAUCUCAGACAGGAUCAAUCCUCAUCAUAUAUCAACCAAACUGUGUUCCCGUGGUCUUUAUACUUCUCACAUCCGCAGACACUUGUUACACGGGAGUAGUAUCGUUAUCAGUGUCAACAAAACAAACUCCUGAUACCCGAACGUCUGCUGCUCAGUGAUGAUGUGCAUCGGUCUGUCAACAAAGAAAACUUUCCGUAUUAACACCCCCACACAAAGCCACCCUAUGAUACGUUUCCCACCGAAAAACAACACUCUAAAGCUCUAGGGUGUAACCUGGAUCUGUAAUUUAAUUAUAAAAGAGAUAAAGGCGUGAAAAUCACUGCCACAUAUGCUGCGGAGGGCGCCAAGUGAAGUGCUUGCUUCUCGCGAGCAACUUUUCCUGCUAGCCGAGUCCGUGUGAGGGAUUAUUUUUCAACUGUGCUCAGAGCAGAACACUGUAAUGCGGUUGCUAAUGAUGACACCGUGAUGUGUGAGAGAUUUGACGAAGCGGUUGACUUGCUGCCUGGCUGUAUUAUCCUAAGUGUUGUCGUAUUCACGAUUCGUGUGCUUGCCUGGUGAGAAGAUAAUUGCUGGAAAAAGGGGGACAAAAUGGGCACGGAAGAAAAAUGCCACGAAUUGGAGGAGCGAAAGAACAGUACAAACCAUGUCGCUAGUGAUUUAGAACAGCGACUAGAUCCGGAGGAUGAUUGCACGAAACAAUAUGAAGAUUCGAAGAACAGUGAGAAAACAAACAAUGGACCCGAGUUUCAAAGGAUGCUGCCCGAUGAUUUGGAUGAGAUGUUCAAGGACAUGCCACAGACGGAAGAUACGACCUGUGGAUAUUGGAUAUUCAAGGGAGACUUUUUACAAAAGUUUGCCAAUAAAAAAGCCUACGUCUUCAUGUAUGGUGUAGUCGGGUGCAUAUUUUCUGCGACCUAUGCAUACUUCAAUGGUACAAUCACAACGCUGGAGAAACGAUACAAAAUUCCUAGUAAAAACACCGGUAUUAUUUCGGUGGGAAACGACAUCAGCUCCCUGUUUCUAUCGGCCAUCCUCAGCUACUACGCCGGCAAAGGUCACCGCCCCCGGUGGAUCGCAUUCGGAUUGUUUACAAUAGUACUAUUUUGCUGGUUAACUGCUUUGCCACAUUUGUUGUACGGUCCGGGCGAAGCGGCUCUAUCACUGACCACCGAAUACGGAGCGACGUAUGACGAGCAUCAAACCAGAGAGGUUUUAGAAGCGCAGAAAGCAAAAACACUUUGUCGGAGCAAUGGUACCCGGGGGGCAGAUUGUGAAACCGAAGAGGGAAACUUCGCACCCCAAGCGGUACUAUUCCUGGCUCAGUUUAUCUCCGGCAUCGGCAGUUCACUCUAUUAUACGCUGGGCGUAUCCUACAUGGAUGAUAACAUUAAAAAGUCUAAAACUCCAGCCCUGGUUAGUGUUUCCUAUUUCCUCCGAAUGCUCGGUCCAGCCAUCGGAUACACUUUGGCGUCGUAUUGUUUGAAGCUGUACAUCUCCCCAACGAUGACACCAACAAUAACCAAUAAGGAUCCGCGAUGGUUGGGAGCUUGGUGGAUUGGCUGGUUGGUGCUUGGAGGAAUUCUAGGGUUUUUCGCAUUUUUCAUGGGAAUGUUCCCCAAACAAUUGCCGAGAGCUGCCGUCCGCAAACGAAUCGCCGCUGAAAAACAAAAACUUGGCAUGAAGCUAAGUGAGGCGAAGAAGGAAGACGAACUGCCAGCAUCCUUGAAAGACAUGAUCAAAACAUUCAAACGGCUGCUGAAGAACAAAAUUCUAAUGCUGAACAAUAUCGCGUCGGUAUUUUAUUUCUUCGGUUAUAUGCCUUACUGGAUAUUCACACCAAAAUAUAUCGAGACGCAGUACAAACAGUCGGCAUCAACGUCCAGUCUGGUGACCGGAACCGUGGCGUUGGUCUUCUCUGCCAUUGGAGUGCUUCUCUCGGGAAUUGUGAUCUCCAAGUAUAAACCUCGAGCACGGUAUAUGGCGGCGUGGAAUAUACUGGUAGGAGCUCUGUCGGUGAUGGGUAUGGUGAUGUACGCUUUUCUAGGAUGUUCAGCCAGUGAGAACUCAGUGAUUGUGAAUCAUUCGUCUCCCACUGAUCUAACACCCACAUGUAAUUCGGCAUGUCACUGUGAUUAUGUAAAAUAUUCGCCGAUUUGUGGUGAAGAUGGUAACACAUAUAUUUCUGCAUGUCAUGCUGGAUGCAAACAGCAGUAUCAAAUUGCUGAUCUUAAGACAUUUGACGAGUGUUCAUGCAUAUCGAGAAGAAACGAAUCGGACAAUCCUGUUUUCAAGAAUCUGCGCUCAUUCAACGAUAGCUCUGAUUUUAAAUACUCACUUACUUACGAUAGAUCAACAUUCCGAGGUGGCAAAGCGAUCGCCGGUCCUUGUCCGUUGGAUUGCAAGCGGGAGUUCAUAACGUUCCUGGUGGUGAUGUGCUUCCUCAAAUUCUCUGGCGCAACGGGUCGAGCCAGCAAUUUCCUGGUGUCGGUACGUUGUGUCGACGAGAAGGACAAAACCGUUUCGAUGGGUUUCGGGAUGAUGUUGCUCAGUUUGAUGUCCUUCAUUCCAAGUCCGAUAUUUUUCGGACUGGUGUUGGAUAAAACGUGCCUCGUGUGGGGCAAAACAUGCUCAGGCAAAGGAAACUGUUGGCUGUAUGAUGGGGAAACGCUUAGGUAUCUAUUGAACUUCAUUGCCGCGGGUUUUGUGCUGUUAGGAACACUGUUCGAUUGUGGUGUCUGGUAUUACGUGAAGGAUUUGAAGAUAUUCGAUGAUGAAGUAAAGGAAAAGGAAAUCGACUUAGCGGAGAGGGAAGAGGGAGCUACCACUGAUCGACCAUCGUAGCAAAAGUGAACAGAAGUGCCAUUUGUUACCAGCUAGUGAUAGCACAAUUCCAAAGAACCAUGUUGUUUAUUUUAAUUUAACAAAUGACAUUAAAUUGCAACUGUCAAGGAUUAA
This is a messenger RNA of Toxorhynchites rutilus septentrionalis, 3254 nucleotides long. RefSeq names its product solute carrier organic anion transporter family member 74D-like. NCBI's taxonomy places the organism in Eukaryota, Metazoa, Arthropoda, Insecta, Diptera, Culicidae. Gene Ontology annotation, molecular function: protein binding. Bases 888 to 3140 code for a protein of 750 amino acids. Gene Ontology annotation, cellular component: membrane. The transcript has 8 exons. Gene Ontology annotation, biological process: sodium-independent organic anion transport; transmembrane transport. The record is from RefSeq and is a predicted model, not a curated record.